Molecule: messenger RNA, 1938 nt
Organism: Manihot esculenta (cassava)
Lineage: Eukaryota; Viridiplantae; Streptophyta; Magnoliopsida; Malpighiales; Euphorbiaceae
Product: aspartyl protease family protein At5g10770
Exons: 3
Coding region: 49-1494 (481 amino acids)
Biological process (GO): proteolysis
Molecular function (GO): aspartic-type endopeptidase activity
Source: RefSeq, a predicted model, not a curated record
AUACAGGGAAGAAAGUGUCUACUCAUUGCACACAAAAUAAUUGGUCCAAUGGCCACUCUCUAUUUCGUUUCUCCACUCUCCUUUAGGCUUAGCUUUCCUCUGUUUCUUGCUUUAUGCCUCUUCUUCUCAUUCACCACCAGCUACGCCUUGUUCCAAGGAAGGAAACUUGCGGACCAUUCUCAUACUCUUCAACUCAGCUCUCUGCUCCCAUCUGAUUCUUGCAAACCUUAUGCUAUUAAAGCAGUGGAGAACAAGGUAUCAUUGAAAGUAGUCCACAGGCAUGGUCCAUGCUCGCAACUAAAUCAAGGGAAAGCUGGAAAAGCACCAUCUCACACGAAGAUCCUCUUGCAAGAUGAAUCCCGAGUCAAAUCUAUUCACUCAAAGUUGUCUGGCACCAACGAUGUAAAGCUCACAGAUGCAGCUACCCUUCCAGCCCAUGACGGCAGCAGCAUUGGCUCAGGCAAUUAUAUCGUCACCGUGGGACUUGGGACCCCUAAAAAGGACCUUUCCCUCAUUUUUGAUACUGGAAGCGACCUCACUUGGACGCAAUGUCAGCCAUGUGCCAGGUCUUGCUAUAAGCAAAAAGACCCAAUUUUUGAUCCCUCUCAAUCAACAUCAUACACCAAUAUUUCAUGCGGCUCCUCGCUCUGCGAUUCACUUGCUUCUGCCACAGGCAACACUCUUAACUGUGCUUCCUCAACAUGUGUGUAUGGCAUCCAAUAUGGAGACUCUUCGUUUUCUGUUGGGUUUUUUGGGAAAGAGAGGCUCACUUUAACCCCAACUGAUGUUUUUGAGAACUUCUAUUUCGGCUGUGGCCAAAAUAACCAAGGUCUCUUUGGAGGCUCUGCCGGCCUACUUGGUUUAGGCCGUGACCCCUUGUCAUUGGUCUCGCAAACCUCCCAAAAAUAUAACAAACUCUUUUCUUAUUGUCUUCCAUCCUCCUCUAGCUCAACUGGUUUCCUGACUUUCGGUGGAUAUUCCUCUAAAUCUGUUAAAUUCACACCGUUAUCCACAAUAUCAGCCGGACCCUCCUUUUACGGUCUUGACUUUACCGGAAUCAGCGUCGGAGGCAGCAAAUUGUCUAUUUCGCAAUCAGUAUUUUCAACUGCAGGCGCAAUCAUCGAUUCAGGAACUGUUAUCACUAGGUUGCCACCUGCAGCAUACUCUGCUUUGAGAUCAGCUUUUAGACAAUUGAUGACCAAGUAUCCAACAGCUCCUGCAUUAUCAAUACUUGAUACUUGCUAUGAUUUUACCAACUAUAAAACAGUCACCAUACCAAAGAUUGGCUUGUUCUUUAAUGGUGGUAUUGAGGUGGAUAUUGAUGCAACUGGAAUUCUAUAUGUGAAUAAGAUAUCACAGGUGUGCUUGGCCUUCGCCGGAAAUAGUGAUGCAUCGGAUGUGGCCAUUUUAGGUAAUGUGCAGCAAAGGUCUCUAGAGGUUGUCUAUGAUGGUGCUGCUGGGAAAGUUGGAUUUGCUGCAGGAGGUUGCAGUUGAUUAAUCUAGAAUUACAUUUAAACUAGAUGGUCGAACUUAAAUACUCUCAUGCCUUUUUUUUUUAAAAAAAAAAAGUAAAAUAAGGAAAAUUCUUAUUUAAAUUCCAUCUUUUAUAUACUCAAGAUACAAUAAAAUUUGUAUUUUUAAAUGAUAAAUUUAUCUUUUUUUUAAUAAAAAAAAAAACAUUAGGGAGGCAUGGGAGAUGGGGUGCAUUUGAAAUAUUAUUGAUUAAUGAAUAAAGAAAGAAUGAUUUGUAAACCUAAAAGUUAGGGAUCAAGUCAUGCAUAUAAUGCUCUGUAUUAGGAGAAAGGGAAGUUUGCAAUUUGUGAAUAAUAGCUUGUGUCUACCGAUUUUUAACAGUGUUCUCUAUUUUAUUUUAGUAGAAUUGUAAAUUUAAUUAUUUGAAUGUUUUCCUCUUUAAUAACACACUCUGUCUUUUUCUUC